Cotesia congregata is the source of this 1185-nucleotide messenger RNA. Lineage: Eukaryota; Metazoa; Arthropoda; Insecta; Hymenoptera; Braconidae. The record is from the annotation of a GenBank genome assembly.
AUGCCAUACAUUCUGGUACGUGGUAAUCUUGCGUCCUACAGUCACAGAUAUCCUUGGAGAGUGCUCGUUUCUGGUUUGAAAGCGACUGACAUUGAACAAUUAACUCGUUUUGCGUCUGGUGGUUACUGCGACGAUUCAACAAUUGUUUAUUUACAACAUCCUUGUGUAAUAUUAACGGCGCUAGAAGUUCUGGGUUACAAAGUAGUUGCUUCAUCAAGUACGAGUGUAAAACAAGACUACAAUGAGUAUAUGUGGACUAUGAGAAAAGAUUUUGCGGAACCUGAGCCUGAUACAAUUGUUAAAUCAGCUUCAAUAAAAAUGGUGAAAAAACGUGGACUUGUUUGGACUUACUACCACAAAAAAGUUGAUGGAACAUCUGUGGUUGCAUUUUGCAAAUUUUGUAAUAGAUCUUACAUUCAAAAUGCAACGCGAAUGGAGAAACAUUUAGCGCGUUGUGAAAAGGCGACUCCUGAAGUUAAAGCACUAUUUUUACGUGUAUCUACAAGUAAGCGUGUAAACAGAGCACGCUUGUUGGGCGCUAAGAUUGGCGGUACUUGGAUCAAGAAAAAUGGUGAUGUCACACUUGAUAUCAGUAAUCUCACCGAAGCUGAUUUGGAGGAUAUCAGUGAGUGGAAUCGCCAGAAAGAAGAGUUGAAGGAAUUCCGUAAUCACAGUGAAAUUGUAGUACCAGCUCAGAAUGUCGAAUGCCUUGAGGAGGAAGAUGAUCCUACUUGGUCAUCAGAACAGGAUCAUUCAAAGACUAAUAAUCGUCCUUCCGAAGUUGAAGAUAAAAAAACACCUAUUAUUAUUAAAGACAACAAUGAGUACGAGUCGAUUCCUGAUCACGAUUAUGAAUUAACUGAAGAAGAAGAAGGACAACAAGUUGUUUGUUACGACGAAGAUGAUUUUGAAAAAGCACCGAUUAACGAUCCAAUGAGCACUAAGUCACCGGUAGGAGGAGGAGGAAGUUCACCUUUGAAAAAUAAAAUUCUUCAUGAACAAUUAUUAGAACGAAGAGCUUUGAGAAAAAUCGCUGAGAUAGAGUUGAAACGUAAAACAUUAGAAUUAGAACGCAGUCAAUAUGAAUUUGAACAGGAAAAAAUGUGUGGUGAAGUACGAUGGGCACAUGAAAAGCGUUUGAUGCAAUAUAAAGAAGAACGCGAGCGUAAACUAAGUCAACAAUAA